AUGGAUAUGAAUGAUAAAGGGACAAAGAAACUUUCCCUCUCGACAGAGUUUAUCAAUGGUUCAACUUUGGUAAAUAAUGGUAAUAAUAAUGAUACUGCUGAAAAAGAUAAUGUAUAG
Molecule: messenger RNA, 117 nt
Organism: Cavenderia fasciculata
Lineage: Eukaryota; Evosea; Eumycetozoa; Acytosteliales; Cavenderiaceae
Exons: 2
Coding region: 1-117 (38 amino acids)
Source: RefSeq, a predicted model, not a curated record